UCCGACUGUCUCCUCUCCGUUCAUCGUGUUCGAAAAUAGACGAGCUACUGUUUACAUGGCGUCAGUGCGGUCAUCAAGCUGUAAGAAUAGGUUUGAGCCACAUGGCGGCGAUAGAGAGCUGUUUGCUAACUUGCUGGUCUGCAUUCCUGCUGUGGUUUAGCUAGGACGCCCACAGCAUUCAUCUGACAGGUGUGUGUGAUGCUAGCAUGUUAGCUCUCUUACUGCACGAACUCUCUUUAGGGAGCUCCGUUAAAUAUGAAUAUUUUCGUGGAAAAAUAGUGACGCUAAAUCCUUAGUGUGACUUGUAACUCGAGGGGGGUCUUAAAAACAAAAAACCGAGACUCAUCGUCUUAGCAUGCGUACCUGGUUAGUUGUGACAGUUGUUGAGCUUCAUGGAAGGUAACGUGAGUAAUAAAUAAGGCCAAGGCUUUUAAGUUAUUAGAGAGGCGGGUUUUUAGCCAAUAUAAAUGUUGGCUAAAUGGCAAAAAGCGACCAGGACGAUGGAGAGCUUGAAUUUAGAGCGAGCGAGGAGAAGCUGACAGGCGGUGGGAGUACUCGUUCUUUUGGCUCCGAUGCGGUCACUCUGGGCUCAGAUGAUGGCACUGACACGUCCGGGGAGAAAGAAGUGGACAAAUACGGCUUUUCAGGAGGAGCCCAGCAGGAUCCAGGACAUGCUGAAGAAAUCCCGAUGGAGGUACUCAGACAUCGGGAGUCCAAAUGGCUGGAGAUGCUCGACAGCUGGGACAAGUGGAUGGCCAAAAAACACAAGAAGGUAAAAGACCGCUGUCAGAAGGGGAUCCCGCCAUCGUUGCGUGGUCGUGCUUGGCUUUACCUCACUGGAGGCAAAGUGAAGGAAGAGCAAAACCGGGGCAAGUUCAAGGAAUUGGAUAGCCAGCCAGGAGAUCCCAAAUGGGUGGACGUCAUUGAGCGAGACCUCCACCGACAGUUUCCCUUCCAUGAAAUGUUUUCAGCCAAAGGUGGACUUGGGCAACAAGACUUGUUCCGCGUGCUCAAGGCGUACACCGUGCACCACCCCGAGGAGGGCUACUGUCAGGCUCAGGCUCCCAUUGCUGCUGUGCUCCUCAUGCACAUGCCAGCUGAGGAUGCUUUCUGGGUCCUUGUCCAAAUUUGUGAGAAGUAUCUUCCUGGAUACUACAGUUCAGGGCUGGAGGCCAUCCAGCUGGACGGAGAGAUCCUGUACGCUCUGCUGCAGCGGGUCUCCCCCAUCGCACACCGCCACCUUAAGCAGCACAAAGUGGAGCCCAUCUUGUACAUGACCGAGUGGUUCAUGUGCGCCUUCUCCCGGACGUUGCCGUGGGCUUCUGUGCUCCGCGUGUGGGACAUGUUCCUCUGUGAGGGAGUGAAGAUCCUCUUCCGCGUGGGCCUGGUCCUCCUCAAAUGGAUGCUGGGAUCUCAAGAAAAGGUGAAGGCCUGCUCAGGUCUUUAUGAAACCUUGGAGCGUCUCCGGGCCAUACCAACACAAUACAUGCAGGAGAGUUUCCUUGUGCAAGAGACCAUAGACCUGUCCGUAUCGGAAAAAGACAUCGAGAAGGAGCACCUGACCCAGCUGCGGUGCUGGAAGGAGACCCACGGAGACCUCCACCACAAACCCCCACCCAGGAUGCACGGCGCCAAGGCCGUCAUGGCCGCAGAGCCGCCGGGCCGGCAGGAUCUCAGGCAGCGGCCCACCAUAAUCGUGGAACCCCCGGAGGGAGAAGACGCCAGGGACACUCGCAAAGCCAAAAGGGAGAAGCGGAAGAAGAAAAUUCUGCCACCGCAGGAGCCGGAAAACGCUCCGCCGUUUCUCUUGGAGCCCUCGCCGCUCCUGCAGCCAAGGACCAUCCACGCUUCCAAAGAGAGUGUGAGCAGCACCGAGCACGACACCUAUCUGUAGAACGGUGAGCAUGACAAUCAUUCCAUAACGGACUGGGAGGUUCUGUUGAAAUUUAUUAUUUUUUUCUUUUUUUAAACACUCAUGAUUCUUAAAAUAUGUAGAAUUUCAAAACACAUACUAACUACAAAAGUUGGGAACAUCUGUGGAAAGCCAUUUGAGCAUAUAUUCAAUAUCCUUGGUAUCCAUCUCAAGCUCCAUUUACUAGUAUACUGGUUGUCUUAACCAGUAAGUGUAGCAUAGCAUAAAGUAACGGCUGAACUUACUAAGAAUGAUUUUUUUUUUCCACAACGGUAUUACAGUCAAGUGCCAGAUAAUGAGUCAUAUAAUAGAAUGCGAAAGUUAUAUUAGUGAGGACAAACAAUAUACUUUUGCAUGGACUAAUAAGUUGGAUAUGGAGAAUAUUGAAUGGAAGCUCUACGGGGCGGGCUUUUAUUUGUGGUUGUACUAGUUGGCCAAAUGUGGGACUAGCCAUGGAAAAAUUGUUACCAAUACUACAGUCAUUCUACUAGUGUGCCACAGUUGUUCCACCCGUGCAAUGAAUUGUUUUAUCAGCGAGGACGACGAGCAUACCUGUACAUGAACUUUGAGCUGUCUGUGAAUGAUAUUGAACAAACAAAUUUGCUCUUCCAUUCCCAUCAAUGAUUGUAAAGGUGAAAUUCCCCUUAAUGAACUCCAGGUGGCGGUGACAAUUAAUUUGCACCUUUUUUUCCCCCCAGUCAUUGGGAGGACGAGGCUGCAAUGGUGUGCAUGACUUAACAUGCUAACUGACUUUUACAGCUACUACAUUUACUCUAAAGUCUGUGAAGUCCAAGCAGAUAAUGAUAAAGUUUCUCACCGAACACAACAUGUGGUUGAUGAUCUUACAAAAGAUCCACUACAUGAGCAUUUUAAACAAAUCCUGUUUUUACAAAAGGAAUAAUAAUACUCUUGUUUUAAUGGGAAACUUUUCAUCAUAGAUGUUAUGAGCUUUUGUACCCAUGCACUGCACCAGCAAGUCUUCUUAUUACUACUUUGCCAGCCUUGGUGGCAGUGCACAACACCUUCACACUACUUUGACUCCACUUCUUUUAAUGAAGGAAACUUUGCUCUGGGACAUGGUUGUCCCACAAAACCAAAUAUUUUGAACUUGCAUGUGUCGUCAUUUUGGGAAUGAACGGGAAUGCAAACUCAGCCACACUGGCAAAAAGACUUUGAAGGACUAUCACUGGAAAAGGAAUAAUACACCAGCAUUGGGAGAUUUUUGUUGGUGUGAUGUAACCAUAACCGGUUUACAACUCCCUUUUUUCUGAGCCAGAUAUGUAAAAGGUUCUGUAUUUUUUUUUUUUUUUUUUUUGUGGAAUUCUAACACAAAUGCCGCCCAUUGAAUGUAUAAAUAUUUUUGUACAAUGAUGUGGAAAGUCAAGCUCCAUUUAAACCUUUCAUUUGCACUACGUAUUAAAGGGAAGAACAGUAAAACAAAAAAAACAGGUGAAAUAUUAACAAGGAUUGAUCAUGCUUUGGGAUAAGCUUGUUUGGAAAGUGUAAUCCAUUUUUGCUUGGAAAUAACUUUAUAAAGAGAUACCAUGUUGGGUUAUGAGAACAUUUUCAA
Syngnathoides biaculeatus (alligator pipefish) is the source of this 3482-nucleotide messenger RNA. Its product is annotated as TBC1 domain family member 10A-like. The transcript is spliced from 9 exons. The record is from RefSeq and is a predicted model, not a curated record. NCBI's taxonomy places the organism in Eukaryota, Metazoa, Chordata, Actinopteri, Syngnathiformes, Syngnathidae. The coding region runs from base 479 to 1894 and encodes 471 amino acids.